AUGGAGUUGGUGGAAGAUUAUGAUCUAGAUAUAGCUUACCACCUCUGUAAAGCUAACUUUGUGGCGGAUGCUCUGAGCAGGAAGCGGGCGGCUUCUUCUCAGGAGCAGGACAUGGAGUCUCUAGUGAGUGAGAUCAGUACUGGUGAGAGUGAUGUGGGGCUGGUGGACGCCUCUAAGGCUGCAGGCUCAGAGUAUCAUGUCUCUGUUAAUGGGACUAUCUUGGUGCAUGGUCAGGUUUGUGUGUCCAACGAUGAGGGUCAGAGACAGAAAAUUCUUAAAGAGGUUCAUUCGAGCAAGUUUUCUGUUUAUCAAGGAGCGACCAAAAUAUACCGUGACCUUAAACGGUAUUAUCAUUGGGCCGGGAUGAAGAGGGAUGUCGCUAGUUGA
Molecule: messenger RNA, 387 nt
Organism: Camelina sativa (false flax)
Lineage: Eukaryota; Viridiplantae; Streptophyta; Magnoliopsida; Brassicales; Brassicaceae
Source: RefSeq, a predicted model, not a curated record